Messenger RNA from Populus nigra (black poplar), 2978 nucleotides. RefSeq lists its product as uncharacterized. The transcript is spliced from 3 exons. NCBI's taxonomy places the organism in Eukaryota, Viridiplantae, Streptophyta, Magnoliopsida, Malpighiales, Salicaceae. The record is from RefSeq and is a predicted model, not a curated record. The coding region runs from base 525 to 2783 and encodes 752 amino acids.
AGUUACAUGUUCAAACCUUUGGGAACUUUAGUGUCCAGUUACAUCAUAUUGAUAUUCAGAAUUCCUUCUUAAAGUGUCCAGAAAGCAAUAUCUGGGGAAAAGCAACUAAUUUAAAGUCUCUUCAUUCUUGCAGCAUCUCUUUUCUUACUAUUUUGCAUCUAUUCGUUGCUUUGCACCCAUGACAGGUACCAAAUUCUUGCUUGUACAUGUAACUAUGGUUUGCAAAAGCUGGGAAUGCAAGCUUUAAGUUAAAGGAGAUAUAUCCCAGAAUUCACUUCCAUAUAUUAACUUGUAAUGCAUCCCAUACCUUUUCCUUUGCAUGCUGCAACAAUAAUAUGCAGCAACUCCUAUUUUAUGAUACCUUACCCAAAAUCUACUGCAGAAUUCUUUUCUCAGAAGAGUCUUUUCGCUUUUCAUUUUAAGAGAUUUUUUCAAAGAUAUCCACAUUUACCUUUUCCUCUUACAAAACAGUUUAUUCAAGGGUUCAUCGAGAGAACUAGUUUCCACAGUUGAGGGAAAUUAAGAUGACAAUGCUUAAAAAAAUGUCUGAAAAAGUCUUAAAUUUAUGGAACAAUUGGGAGAUUCAAGGAAUGGUUUUGCUUAGUCUCUUACUACAAACCAUCCUCAUCAUAUUUGGGUCUCGGCGAAAGACCACUCGCAGAAUCUGGAUCAGGAUUCUCGUUUGGUCUGCAUACCUAUCAGCAGACACAGUGGCAACUUUUGCACUGGGUUAUCUAGCCAGGAACCAAGGAGAUUCAUCAGGUGACAGUUCAGAGAAAGCAAACAAUUCCAUCCAGGCAUUUUGGGCACCUUUUCUACUCCUGCACCUUGGUGGCCCAGACACAAUCACUUCAUACUCGAUUUUAGAUAACGAGUUGUGGUUAAGGCAUUUACUCGGUCUUGGAGUCCAAGUUGGAGUGGUUUUUUAUGUCUUCUCAAGGUCUUGGGCUAGCGGUAUCCUCACAUUCAUAGCAGUCCCAAUGUUCAUUGUUGGCAUUGUAAAGUACGCAGAGAGGACUUGGGUGCUCUGGUCUUCAAGCUCUGAGGUCUUGAAAAAGUCUAUUCUCUCAAAGUUUCGGCCUUUUUAUCCAUUAAUGGCAUUAACAAAAACACGUGAUCAAGCUCUCGAGGGAAAUUAUCUUCUUCAAGCUUAUACUUUUUUGGAUAUAUCCAUGUUUAUGAUGCAGGAUCUUGUCCCUGGCAUUCCUGCACUAAUAAGAAGCCGGAGGCUGAUUUCCAAAUAUUCAGCUGGCGAUGCCUUCAAGGUGGUAGAGGUUGAGCUUGGAUUAAUAUAUGAUAUGCUUUAUACUAAAGCGCCUCUGAUUUACUCCCGUGCCGGAAUCAUUCUUCGCUUUCUCAGCUCUCUGCUCUCUGUUACUGCGUUUAUUACCUUCCAAGUCAAGAUUGACAAACAUGCCUACUCAACGACUGACAUUACAAUUACGUAUUUAUUGUUUGCGGCCGCUGUUUUUCUCGAGUUUUAUACUUUUUUAUGCCUUGUUUUGUCUGACUGGACAAUGAUUUGGUUGAUUGAUGAAGGACGGAACGCCCUGACUAGUGCAAUUUAUUCUCAGCUAAGGAAGUUAACUAGAAGCGAGAGGUGGUCGAGAUCCAUAUCACAGUAUAACCUGAUAAGCUCUUCCAUUGAAAGCAAGCCACAUAAAUGUUUGGAAUUUCUGGGAAUCAAUGAAAAGAUGAGGCAGAUGUUUGUGCAUCGAGUAGAUAUGAAUGGUGAUCUACAAGGUCUUAUUUUCGGACAUCUUCAAAAGAAAGCUGAGAAGAUGGAGGAAGAUUUUAAUUUCAUUGACAAGAAUCACAGAAGUAAAAUAAUUGGUCAGAGGGGAGAUGGUGUGCUAGAAAGAGAGGGAAUGUUACGGGACUACAAGUGGUGCACGAUUGAAGUAGAAUUCAGUCGAAGCAUUCUUGUCUGGCAUCUCGCAACAGAUAUUUGUUAUCGUGCUGAUAUGAAAGAAGAUGGAAGUAAUGUCUCCUCAGAGUAUGAAGCAAGCAGAUGCCUAUCUGAAUACAUGAUGUAUCUUUUGGUGAUAAGACCAAAUAUGCUCUCUAAAGGAUUCGGUGAUGAGGGAUAUCUAGAAACCUUGCGAGACUUGCGGGGUCUAAAAUAUCGUGGUACUGGUGCUGCUGUUGAUUUAAUUAAGCGCUACAGUGAAUUAUGUGGUUAUGAUGAUAGGCAGUUUCAAAGUGUCUGGAAAACAGAAAAGUCAGUGUUAAGUGGUGUGGAUAGGCUCGCCAGGCAAUUGCUUUUAUUGAGACCUGAGAAGCGAUGGGAGAUGAUAGAUGAAGUUUGGAUAGAAAUGGUUGCAUAUGCAGCAGCUCAUUGUCCAUGGAAAGAACAUACUCAACAAUUAAGAAGAGGUGGAGAGUUGCUCACCCAUGUCUGCUUUCUUAUGCUAUAUCUUGGUUUGAGUGAACAAUAUGAAAUUAAAGAAUUUGACAACCAAGACAUUAUUGGGAGUUGGGAAUUGACACGGGAGGAGCGAGAAGAAUAUCUCCAGGCUAGAAACAAAUAUUUGAAAGUUACUCCACGCAUGUCAGGAUCAAGUCCCGGUGAGGUAUUGAAAGUACUUGAAAAGAUUGUAGCAGAUAAAGAGCGAGAGCUUGAGCGUGAAAAGCGAGAGCUUGAGCAAUUGAGAUCUUCUUUAACUGCAUCAAUCUCACAGCAAGGAAUUGAUUCACUUCCAAGAAGUUUGCCAGCACAAAGUGAUGGUCAAGGGACUGGUCAACCACCAUCAAAUAAUGAGAUCAGUUUAAGCAUGGAAUAAGAGUAAUAACUUUUGUUAUGUUGUGUCCGUAAUAAUUUAAGUGAAUUAACUUAAAUAAGUUCCUACUGGCAAUAGUACUGUUGGGCUUCAUUUUGCAUUGAUGGACAUCUUCUUACAUGGUCAAUUCUUGUCUUGUUACGAUUAGUGAUUGUGUUUAAUUGUAUUUAUAAUUUAUCUUUGUUUUAAAUUGUUCAA